Candoia aspera is the source of this 3466-nucleotide messenger RNA. It is a transcript of the gene TUBGCP4, whose product is annotated as tubulin gamma complex component 4. Gene Ontology annotation, biological process: spindle assembly; meiotic cell cycle; mitotic cell cycle. Lineage: Eukaryota; Metazoa; Chordata; Lepidosauria; Squamata; Candoiidae. The transcript has 18 exons. Gene Ontology annotation, cellular component: equatorial microtubule organizing center; spindle pole; centrosome. The record is from RefSeq and is a predicted model, not a curated record. Gene Ontology annotation, molecular function: gamma-tubulin binding; microtubule minus-end binding. Bases 18 to 2066 code for a protein of 682 amino acids.
GGUCUCUGCGCGGCGCCAUGAUCCACGAGCUGCUGCUGGCGCUGCGCGGCUACACGGGCGGCCUCUUCGUGGGCGGGGGCGGCGGUCUGCAGGUGUCCCCGGAGCCGCCGCCGUUCCUGCACCCGAGCGAGGCCGCCCUCCUGGCCCGCGUCUGCCGCCUGGGCGCCCUCUACGUCCGCCUGCACGAGUUCAUCGAGCAGUUCGCCGAGCACGUCCAGCCGCCGCUGCCGCCGCCGCCCGCCGCCCCAGCCGUGCCGCCGCCCCCGCCGCAGGAGCUGCCCGCCUCCCCGCCGGGGAUCUACUUGCGCGCCUUCUGCACCGGGCUGGACGCCGUCCUGCAGCCCUACCGGCAGGCGCUGCUGGGCCUGGAGCAGGAGUUUCUGGCCGAUCCUCACCUUACCAUCGCAUAUGUCAACUAUUCUCUGGACCAGUUUCAGCUCCUGUUUCCCUCAUUGAUGAUUGUAGUAGAGCAGAUAAAGACCCAGAAGGUUCAUGGUUGUCAGAUCUUGGAGACAGUCUACAAAUAUAGUCGUGGUGGCUUGCCACCUGUGCAUCAGGCUCUAGAAAAGGUCUUAGCCAUGUGCCAUGCAGUUUUGUACAAACAGCUCUCUGCCUGGAUGUUGCAUGGAUUGCUAUUGGACCAGCAUGAGGAGUUCUUCAUAAGGCAGGGUCCCUCUCUGGGGAUCAUCGCAGCCCAGCCUGAAGAAGAAGAAGAAGAUCUGGGCAUUGGCGGACUCACAGGGAAGCAGCUACGAGAGCUGCAGGAUAUGAGGCUGAUUGAAGAAGAGAACAUGUUGGCCCCUUCUCCAAAACAGUUCUCUCUGCGGAUAGAAAUGCUGCCUUCCUACAUACCAGUUCGUGUUGCUGAAAAAAUCCUCUUUGUAGGGGAAUCUGUACAGAUGUUUGAGAGUCAGAAUGUGGCCCUUACCAAAAAAGGCUCCAUCUUGAAGAAUCAGGAGGACACUUUUGCUGCUGAGCUGCAUCGUCUCAAGCAGCAGCCCCUGUUCAAUCUGAUGGACUUCGAGUCUGUUGUUGACUGGAUCCGGAGUACUGUGGCUGAGCACUUAUGGAAGCUGAUGGUGGAAGAGUCUGAUUUGAUAGGACAGCUGAAGGUCAUUAAAGAUUUUUAUCUGCUGGGGAGAGGAGAAUUGUUUCAGGCCUUCAUUGAUACUGCCCAGCAUAUGCUAAAGACGCCACCAUCAGCGGUGACUGAGCACGAUGUGAACGUGGCAUUCCAGCAGUCAGCUCACAAAGUGCUGUUGGAUGAUGACAACCUCCUGCCUUUCCUUCACCUGACCAUCCAUUACUAUGGAAAGGAACAUCGAGACCCUUCUCAGACCCGCGAAACACCUUCUCGGGAAUUAUCUCCCCAUGAAUCCCCCACCUCUGGCUGGGCUGCUUUGGGGCUUUCCUACAAAGUUCAAUGGCCUUUGCACAUCCUCUUCACUCCUGCCAUCCUGGAAAAGUACAACGUGGUCUUCAAAUACCUGCUCAGUGUGAGGCGAGUCCAGGCUGAGCUACAGCACUGCUGGGCUCUGCAGAUGCAGUGCAAGGGCCUGGAAUCCAAGCGGACAGAUGCCAUCAAGUGGCGGCUGCGCCAUCACAUGACUUUUCUCGUAGAUAAUUUGCAAUAUUACCUGCAGUUUGCUUUCUUUCAGGUGGAUGUCCUUGAAUCUCAGUUUUCACAACUCCUUCAACAGAUCAAUUCUACCCGUGAUUUUGAGAGUAUCCGACUGGCACACGAUCACUUUUUGAGCAAUCUUCUGGCCCAGUCCUUCAUUCUGUUGAAACCGGCUUUUCACUGCCUGAAUGAAAUCUUAGAUCUCUGCCACAGUUUUUGUUCAUUGGUCAGCCAGAACCGAGGGCCCCUGGAUGAACGGGGUACGGCCCAGCUGAGUAUCCUGGCUAAGGGCUUCAGCUGCCAGUCUUCCCUUCUGUUCAAGAUUCUCUCCAGCGUUCACAACCACCAGAUAAAUUCCGACCUGGCACAGCUGCUGUUGCGCCUGGACUACAACAAGUACUACACUCAUGCUGGAGGCACUUUGGGCAGCGUGGGAUUAGAAUGAUUAGCCCACAAUUUGCCAUGAUUUCCAAGAAGUGUCCCCCUGCUGUAAUGGCAGCAACAGCCUGACAACUCCAGGAGAUGGAUGGAUGGAUGGAGGCACAAGAUCUGCUCUGAGCAACCUCGGUCUGUUUUGUUCCGGGGCAGUCACAGCACCUGCAAAUGGGUUUUGUAUAAUAAAUAACUCCCCAGGAGUGCUUUCCUUGGGCUUCUUCUGAAGCAGAGUAAGAAACGCCACUGGGUUUGGGCUUUCAAAUGCAGUUUUUGCUGUGACGGCAGAGCCAAAAGUCCCGCCCCUUGGCAUGGUCACCUUCAGCAUUUUUAAGCCAAAAUCAGUUGAUGACUAUGAAGAAUGCAAUGUUGUUAACUGCAGAAAAAUAAUUUUUGUUCUAUUUCUGGAGAUGGGGGUAGAAAGUAAAAAGUAACCUGGCCUUGGAGAUGCAAUGACUUCUGUUGCUGAGGCAAAGUUUUCAUCUGCUUCUCUUGCUCGGAGGGGCAGCCAUCACAGUGCAAGGACUGUGCUGGAGACGCACGGCUGGAAGAGUCAGGGCACGACAGCGUUACCAAAAUGUGUUGCCUUUUGCUGAAAACGGCUCCUGAAGUAGUGUGAGGCAGCCACUUGCCAUUUUAUUUCCUAACAAGACUGCUGAAGCCCUUAAGGAAAACAGGUAAUAGGUAUCAUUGUCUUUUUUUUAAUGCAGUCAAUUUUUUCAAGAAGUAGAUGGUCCAGGAAUAGGGGGAAUAAGAACAAAUACUGAGGGAGUGAAGUGCUUCAUGUGUGUUUGAGAGAAACACGCAGAUUCAGGAAAAUGCCCCAUGCAGCAGGAAACCUGUUUCCACAUGCCAGCAAUCCCAGCCUGAUCUUGUAACCUACAUUAAUCCCAUAGCUUUGGAUCUCAAAGAUCUUAGAAAAAACAUGCUUUUAUUGUUCUCUCUCCACAAAUCAGUCAGAAAGGAAAUCAAACUUUUGGCAGCUAUCCCCUCACCGUGCUCCCUUUUUGUGUAUAUUGCUCUUCAGAUCAGGUUUUCCAAGUACAUUUAUUUAGAUUGGUUUGCACUGCUUUUAAUUUAAGGGAUCUUCUUGAAGAUGUGGGAUUCAGCAAGCUUGUCUGAAAGUUUUGCUGCAAGAAACCUGCAAAAAGGCAGGAAAGGGUUUCAAGUUUGGAAUUGCCCAACCCUAUAUUGCGUAGCAAAAGAACACCCACACUAAAUUUCCUUCCUAUGUUCACGUGGCAUAGCUCCAUGUGAAUGUGUAUGUAAAUCCAAUAAACUAUGGGACUGGAUGAGAGUAGCUGAUGGUUAAUAAAUCCUUCCAUUACUCAAUUCAUAAUAUUAUAAUGAGCCAAGAUAAGAAAUCAACAUUUAUUUUAUCAUAAAAGUUCACAUUAAAAUUAUAUACAAGCA